UGUAAUUUAACUGAAGCAAUAAGCGAUAUUGUCUUUGAAUAUUUUCUAGUGUCAACCAGCUCCAACCCAAGUCUAUCUCCAAUAGAUGUUUUUAGUAAGGAAGCCACUGUUGCCCUUUCUGUUGUUGGAGCAAUCCUGUUCCUCUGUAUCGUCCUUGGGUUCGCGUUCUUUUGCUUUAUACGCCAUCAGCGGAAGCAGAUUGUGGAGUAUCGUAAUCAGCUUUUUCCAAUAUACACUGGAAAACACCAGGUAAAAUACCAUGUAAAACGAGCUUAAAAUGAAGCCACUACAUAACAACCAGUGCCUGCUUGGAUUCUGCAACUUAUUUUGUCUGAAAAUGAUGUUUGUUGGACUGCGUAAAUUUCACACCCCUCCCAUUCCAAGAUCAUAUUCAACACCUAGAAUGACAACUUUAAACGCGGAAAAACGGAGGAGGGGGAUUUCUUUUACUUGUGAAAAUUUUGUCUCAGAAAAGCAAUCAAAUUAGAAGAGGGGUUUUAUAAGCAAACGUCUCUCAACCUUUGUUCAAACAUGACCGCAAAAAUAAAAUGAAUUUGCAUCUCUCAAACUUCAUCUCGAUUAACGUCAUCUCCUUUGAUAUGUGAAACGUAGGUGACUUGAAAUGACCCUGAAAUGGCCUUCUAAAUUCAGGUAAUACUCAUGAACCAAACAGUUUCCAGUUGGAGGGAAUGAACUUACCAUUGCUUAGACUAAAUAGGUCCUCAUUGUAUACGUUAAGUAAUAAAUUAUUUCUUGAUUGUUUUAGAUUGACCCUAAUAUUACACUGCUUGAACAAUGUAAUGAUCUGCCUUAUGACCCUGAUUUCGAGUUUCCUGAGGACAAGCUCAUUCUUGGGGAGUUGCUAGGAUCAGGGGCCUUCGGACAAGUCAUUAAAGCAGAGGCUAUAGGAAUAAGCAACUUUAGUCCCAGAGACAAAAGUCAAAAGAAAAGUCAGCGGUGGCCUAACAUGUUUCGUCAACACAGGACCGGCCAUGCGUACCACGAUCCCAGAGGCAGUGCGUACACGAAGACCACCGUAGCUGUAAAGACUGUUAAAGGUAAUGUUUCAAGUCAAGAGAUCUCUAUUUCAACUUGUGUAACAUUUACCAUGGAGCAAGGAUGGCUGGUACUUGUCGGGGAUUGGUGGAGCGGGACAAAAAAGGAAUUUGGUUUAUAGUUACUGUAGCAGCUGAUAAUAUGCAGGGGAGGGGACGAGUUACCAGGUUACCUGCGCGGUAAUGAUUUGGGAGACGGGGUAGGGUUGAUUUGGGAAUCUGUGCCUACCAGUGGAAAAAACUCCAGCCAUGCCCCUGGAUUCAGCAUGGGUGAGGUGGGCAAUUCGCAUAGGGCCUCUCUCAUGCAUGAGUACCGUUCGUGCUCAUUCCUAUUGCUGAGGUUUGUGCCCAGUUAAACUGAACGUUGCUUGUGACAUGGUCACAUGGACUCCACUAAACCCCUGAAGAAAUUGCACUUUUUUAAAAAUGACCGAGUACGAUAUUUUGGCACUUCAGGGGGAGCUACUAAAGAGGAAGUAAGAGACCUGGCAUCAGAGCUGAAAAUUCUAAUUUACGUUGGAGAACACAAAAACAUCGUUAACCUCCUUGGUGCUUGUAUCAAGCGAGAUCGUAUCCUUGUCAUUCUGGAAUAUGCACCACAUGGGAGUUUACAAAAGUUCUUACAAGGCAAGCGAGAUGUUUAUGAAGCAACCUGGACUACGACUGCGAGUGACCCAGAGAUAGGAUUGAAUAUAUCAAAUCUUGUAAACUACUCUUACCAAAUAUCCCGUGGAAUGGAAUACCUGGCGUCUAAAAAGGUAAUGUAGUAAUGUUGUCCCGUUCAAGGAUUCCCACAUUUCUGAAGAAAAUUCAGUUCUAACAAGAGCUGUAGUGGCUCUUGUUGCAAUAGACCUUUUUGGCUUAUGUUUUAUUUUCCCAUUUCACACCACGUGAUGUUGUCAAGGCAUUUUGCGUUUUGUCUAUACAUAAAAUAUACAUACAUAUGCUCGUGGAUGCACGAGCAAAGGACAACUUUUGAAAGGAACGGUUCUCUGGGGUACCAUCAAGUGGUCUGAAAAGGGAAGACAAAACAUACAAGCUAAAAAGGUCUAUUCUCCAGCACUCGCUUGUUUUCACCGUUUGGCUUCAAGGAGUUUUAUCAUGAUUUAAAUCGUUCAUUCGACUCUAAAUCUAGCUAAAUCUGCGACUAUUUGUUGGUUUUUCGCGUUUAACAAAGUAUGACUACUUGAACCGGGGCGCUUGAAAGAUUAAAAUCCAAUCAAAUCGUUUGAACUUACGGUUUUUUUUUUUUUUUUUUUUAAAAAAAGAGAUUCUCUGUUAAUGUAAACGGACCAAAAAAAUCCAAUGUGCAACUAUGAAACUGUUGAUAACUUAAAAACCGUUUGGACUUACCUGACCUCUCAGGCUUUAGCCCGCAAAUUCAAUGAGAAUCUUUUGUUUUCAAAAACCGCCAUGAUUAUUAUGAUUUGUAUUUGGAUAAUCUAUUUCCAAAAGCCCAGCUUCGAGUAUUCGCACUGUAAGAGUUUAUUAUGAGUAAUAAGUGGUAAAAAGUAACUCAGAGAGAGGAGACCUCAGUAGCACAAAGCUCGCGUAAAGGAUUAGAAAAAGCAACAUGUAGGAGAAAAGGUUACGGGAACUCAGAAGCGUGCCAACAGCUGUGACAUUAAAUCAGUCAUGAACCGGGAGCGAAAGAAGCGAAGACGUAAGUGUCUGUAGCGUUGGUUUCUCACUGACAAUUCAGCGUUCCAGAGUAAGUGAAGAGCAUUGUUUAACAAUGUUUAGUCUUUAGUUACUUUUAAUUUCGGCAGCGUGUGCACUUCUCUGUUGGUAAUUGUUUUUCCUGUUUUUACUGUGAUUAUUAUUAUUAUUAUUAUUAUUAUUAUUAUUACUUUUUAAAAUAGCAAAAAUCUUUAUUAACAUAUGACCAAUUUACAUUUCAGUAUCAUAGACUAAAAUUUUGAUGAAAAAAAAAAUAUUAAAACUAAGAUCAUAAAACACUAAUUUACAAGCUCAAGCUCACCCCAUUAUCGACUUUCUAAAAUUAGCGGACUUAUUAUUAAUAUUAUUAUGAUCUCUUCGUUUCUGAUUUCUUGAUUUUGCAUUUCUUUUUUCAAAACAUAUCUGUUAAUAGUGUGUUCACCGAGACUUGGCGGCCAGAAACGUUCUUGUUGGAGAAGACUACGUCAUGAAGAUCGCCGACUUUGGUCUCGCUCGAAAUAUUUACAAGAGUGACUUAUAUGUGAAGACAAGCAGUGGUGUUUUGCCAAUGAAGUGGAUGGCGAUAGAAUCAUUGGUUUCGAGGGAGUACUCAGAGAAAAGUGAUGUGUAAGUACAAAUGACAUUUUAAAAAAAUGAAUGUAGGGAGAAUAUGAAAAUAUGCGGCGAUCGUACUCAAGGCUGACAACUAUAUAAUUAGUGCGUAACUAGACGUUCAAAUCAAAAAGAAGCUGGCCUUUUGAUUGCUGCAAUUAAGUUAAACUUGCCAUAACAUAGUUUGGUAGGCGCUCUCCGAUUGGCUGAGAAGUAUGUUUGCAUGCGAGUAACACAGUUAAACGCAACCACGCAACCAUGGUUUGAAAAACUCGACAAGUUUACUUUAUUAACCCAUAACUUAGAGGCAUGGAACUUGAGAAAUCUUUAAAACAUGCUAAAUCAAAGUUUUUACCCUCAAGACGACAUUUUAAGGAAGAUCAAUCGGUCCUUUAAAAUAUCAGCUUUUUUAACAAAUAAAGAAGCCUUGACUGUGCUCUGUUCUGUACGUUGUAAAGCACGCACGACUGGCAGCGGCUAGAACACGAAAGAAGUGUAGGGGGCAACACGAGAUGUAGUCGAGUGUUUCUCUCUACGUCUUGAGUAGUACAACAGUAUAGAGCUCAGUCAAGACUUCUUUAUUUGUUUUAUAAAUAUAAAGAAUCCGUUAAAUUCCCCGCACAUUCCUUUUUAAUUUUCAAAACAAUAUUAUUUUUUUAAAGCAAAAGAGUGUCGUCAGCACAUGUUUUAUACUCUCAUAAAGCACGCUUUUGCAGCAAAUCAGAGCGCACGUUAUAUCUGAACUUUAUUGUAAAUGCAAAACAAAAACGUACUGAUUACACGUACAAAACUUCGUGUAGAUACAACACUUCGCAACUAGUAAGAACUGCUAUUUUCAUCAGCGCCAUAAACAAAGAGCUAGGUAGGAACUUUUUCUCGUGAAAGCUGCCGCUAUAAAAGCACCUUAGCAGAAAACUGUUUUUCUGUGGUUUGCAAUUUGUACGAAUUCUCUUAAAUUCUCCCAACACCCGAAUCUCGUGUUUAUAUCAGGGCAUGUAAACACAGCAGAUAACGUUUUCCAUUUUUUAUAAACAGUACUCGAAAGAAAAAGAAUACUACUGAUAACGAUUCUUGAAAAUAGCGCUUCAUAUGCAAGCCAUGUAAGUUUUGAUUCCAAUAAUUCCCUUCUAGUGGCGUUAAUAGCAGCUUACCAUCUGUUUCCUCGAGUCCAUAGUUUAGCUUAAACAGCUUACAGAGCUUUAUUGACACCCUUUUGGUUUGGAAUGACCCAAGCUAUGAUGACCCUUCGAGUGUGUAUAUUUUGAACCUUGACAUUAAUAAUGCAGAUGGUCGUUUGGUAUUUGCUUGUGGGAGAUCUUUACACUGGGCGGCACACCGUAUCCCGCUAUACCCGUAGAAGAGCUCCUAGACUUUCUCAAUGAUGGAAAACGUAUGGAAAAUCCCCGAGACUGCCCUUCGGAGAUCUACAAAAUUAUGCAAGAUUGCUGGCAGGAAGGACCCGACAAGCGACCUAAAUUUGAUCAAAUCAGCCAGUCGAUUGGUACAAUACUUGAGCAACAGGCUUCCCAGGUGAGGCCU
Messenger RNA from Porites evermanni, 4865 nucleotides. Lineage: Eukaryota; Metazoa; Cnidaria; Anthozoa; Scleractinia; Poritidae. The record is from the annotation of a GenBank genome assembly.